This is a messenger RNA of Aspergillus alliaceus, 395 nucleotides long. RefSeq lists its product as uncharacterized. The record is from RefSeq and is a predicted model, not a curated record. The annotation marks the transcript as partial. Lineage: Eukaryota; Fungi; Ascomycota; Eurotiomycetes; Eurotiales; Aspergillaceae. The transcript has a single exon.
GUUCCACUGUCGCUGGUAUCUGUUCUUUGGCUGAGGCUACUGUCAAAGGCCCAAUACACGCAUGUGGUCCUAGCAUCCAUCAUAAAUUGAUCUUCUGUUGUUCCAGUGGGGCUGAGGGCGGCCAAUUGGUCUUUUCUUUGCUAGUCACCCUCACGGCAUCCAUUGGUAAAUGGCAAUCCAGAUUCCGCACGAGUGUGAUGAUCCUAUAUACCUUGAUAAUAUGUAUGAAUUAUAUCUAAAGUGGCAAUCUAACGAAACAUCAAACGUAGAGAAGGAAAGAGAAAGAAAGGAAGGAUUCUAUCAUACAGGAACUGUGGGAUAUCAGUUGUUGUGGGAUCCGAUUAACAGUGAAUAAAGCAGUCAUGGUGCCUCAGGCAGACUUCGACCUAAGGCUC